Molecule: messenger RNA, 2903 nt
Organism: Camelina sativa (false flax)
Lineage: Eukaryota; Viridiplantae; Streptophyta; Magnoliopsida; Brassicales; Brassicaceae
Product: nuclear intron maturase 3, mitochondrial-like
Biological process (GO): homing of group II introns; mitochondrial mRNA processing
Cellular component (GO): mitochondrion
Molecular function (GO): RNA-directed DNA polymerase activity
Source: RefSeq, a predicted model, not a curated record
CAAAACCCAAACGUUAGUAAUUUGGCCCACGAAACUCAUCAAAGCCCAAAAGUAAGCAAUUUGUUUGAUCAUCUCCCUCUCUGCUCUGCUCCUCCACCGUCGCCGCCGGUGAACAAUUCAAUCUGACACUUCCCUGAACUUUUUAGCCAUUCCAUGGUUUCGCAACUGAGAGGUCACUCUCUCUACAACCGUGGAAUCUCCUUCCUCAUCUCUUCUUCCUCCUUGAGGAAUCUUAGUACGGCUUCUUCGCUUCUUUUGAACGCCGACCAAACCAUUACAGAGCCGUUGGCGAAAUCAGAGCUCGAAGCCCUAGUUCUCAAGCAAUACUCCAAUGGUAAAUUCUACAGUCUCGUUAAAAACGCUGUCGCUUUGCCUUCUGUUCUUCUCGCCGCCUCUCAGAACCUCUCUCUUGCCGCAAACUCUCACGGCUCCUCCGACGACUUUUCCGAUCGCGUCUCCCGGAGAUUCUCGAUCGAAGAGAUGGGACGCGAGUUACGCGAAGGCAAGUUUGAUAUUCGUUCUUCCUGCGUCGAAUUCAUUGAAAAGGGGCAAUGUGAUGAAUCACUUGUUCUCCCUAAUCUAAAACUCAAAGUGUUGAUUGAAGCUAUUAGAAUGGUACUUGAGAUUGUGUACGAUGAUAGAUUCGCUACGUUUUCGUAUGGUGGACGUGUUGGUAUGGGUAGGCAUACAGCUAUACGUUACCUGAAGAACUCAGUGGAGAAUCCAAGGUGGUGGUUUCGUGUUUCCUUUGAUCGAGAUGUGUUCCAAGAACGUAAUGUGGUUAUACUCUGUGGACUUGUUGCAGAGAAGAUCAACGAUGUUUUGUUGAUUGAGAUGAUAAAGAAGCUGUUUGAGUUUGGGAUUCUGAAGAUUGAACUUGGUGGAUGUAAUAGUGGAAAAGGUUUCCCACAAGAAUGUGGAUUGUGUUCGAUCUUGAUCAACGUUUACUUUGAUGGACUUGACAAAGAAGUUCAAGAUAUGAGGUUAAAGAUGAAAGUGAGCAAUCCUCGUGUUGGUACGGGCGAGGAGGAAGCUGUAGGUAAUGUGUUGUUGUUCUAUAAGCCAGUAAAUAUGUAUGCAGUUAGGUAUUUAGAUGAGAUACUUGUGUUAACAUCAGGAUCGAAGAUGUUGACAAUGGAUUUGAAGAAGCGGAUUUUAGAUAUUUUAGAACAGAGACUAGAGCUGAGAGUAGAUAGGCUGAACACAUCGAUUCAUAGUGCAGUGUCAGAGAAGAUUAACUUUUUAGGGAUGUAUCUUCAGGCUGUUCCACCUUCGGUUUUGCGCCCGCCUAAGUCUGAGAAGGCGGUUAGAGCAAUGAAGAAAUAUCAGAGGCAGAAGGACGUUAGGAAGUUGGAGUUGAGAAAUGCUAGGGAGAGGAAUCGGAAGACGCUGGGGCUGAAAGUAUUUAGACAUGUUUUGAAGAAACUCAAGCAGAGCAAUGGGUUUAGAUUUGAGGGUGAGAUAGAGAAUGAGGUUAGGGAUGUAUUCCAGAGAUGGGGAGAGGAAGUCAUGCAGGAAUUUAUGGGGUCCGUUGAAGAGCGCUGGAAAUGGCAUUGGCUGCUCGCUAGAGGAGAUUUUCUCUCUUUGAGACAUAUACGAGAGAAAUUACCACAAGACCUGAUUGAUGCUUAUGAUGAAUUUCAGGAGCAGGUGGACAGACAUUUGGCACCGACACAAGCUAAAAAGGCACUAGAGGAUGAGGAGAGGAGAGUUGCAGAAGAAGAGGAACAGAGGUAUGCUGAAAGGACAGUUGAGGAUUUGACUAAGUUGUGCAUGAAGGUGUCAGCUCCGGAGGAACUUGUUAGAAAGGCUGUUAAGUUAGUUGGUUUCACAAACAGCAUGGGACGGCCACGGCCUAUCAUUCACCUUACGAGUCUUGAGGAUUCUGAUAUCAUCAAAUGGUAUGCGGGUAUAGGGCGUAAAUGGCUUGAUUUUUUCUGCUGUUGCCACAAUUAUAAGAUGGUCAAAAUCAUUGUAAGUUAUCAUAUGAGGUUUUCCUGUAUUUUGACGCUAGCAGAGAAGCACGGAUCCACUAAGCGUGAAGCUAUUAGACACUACACGAAAGAUCUCAGAGUAUCAGCAGAUCUUGACGGGAGUGAAGAGGCGUAUUUUCCACGGGAAAGAGAGGUUAAGAUGAUGGGAGACAAGAACCUUUCAGACCCGAAACCAGUGGAUGGCCCACUGUCUUUGCUUUUGAUCAGGCUCGCAUCUGAUGAGCCCUUGCAUUCUUGUGCUGCAAAUUUCUGUGAACGAUCAGAUACAAUCGUCUACCGUGUACAUCUACUGCAAAACCGCUUGCGUAUCAACCCACUAGACGAAGAGAAAUGGGUUCGUGGCAUGGGAACAAUUCACUCAGCUUUGAAUCGGAAAUGUCUCCCUUUGUGUUCCACUCACAUCAGUGAUUUAUACUUGGGUAAAAUAACUCUUCAGGAUGUUGAUGGUAGUUCAUUCAUCGAUGUCAGGUGAUAAGUGUUAAAAUGGUCAUUCCUGAGAUGAUGCGAAAACGCAUGCCAUAAGUGUGUCGCAAACACAUCUGUCUCGAUAUCAUCUCUCUCAGUUGAUGACCAAAUCGAUGAGAAAUGCAAAAUUUGAUGAUCAUCAGCAUCCACCUGAAAUGUUGCUUACACAUAUGGAACAUGUUUGUUCCUUCAUGAUCGUCAGUACGAGACUCGGCAUUGUGAUCUCAUUUGAUCUACCAGAAGUGGCUAUGGAUGAUAAUAUGUGGUUGACUGGAUGAAUUUUUGACUAAAAAAUAGAGAUGCUCUUAGCUAGGAUUAAGGGGUGUAAAGUCGGAAUAUGUGUGAGAUCUUCAUAUUUUUCUAUCUUUCUUCGAAGCUGAGCUUUUGUAAAGUUGCAAAGUUGAUAAGGUUGAAUUGAAAUAUCAUUACUCAUUAGUUUGUUUC